Molecule: messenger RNA, 1069 nt
Organism: Fomitiporia mediterranea MF3/22
Lineage: Eukaryota; Fungi; Basidiomycota; Agaricomycetes; Hymenochaetales; Hymenochaetaceae
Product: thioredoxin-domain-containing protein
Exons: 2
Coding region: 39-1001 (320 amino acids)
Biological process (GO): response to endoplasmic reticulum stress; protein folding
Cellular component (GO): endoplasmic reticulum
Molecular function (GO): protein disulfide isomerase activity
Source: RefSeq, a predicted model, not a curated record
CGAAGGCACUGUACCACCACGAACGAACGAACGCAAGGAUGAAUGAACAAGACACCAGCUCAACUAUAAGGAUCCCUCCGAUGAACGUCUUCCACGAGAAAUCCGAUGAACCCGGUAUCGAGUUCGUUCAGCACAUUCCUUCCUUUACAUUCAAGGAAACGGAUCCCUUGGCUCUUGGCAAUGACGUCCACGAAGUACACGGUGGUAACUACCUAGCAUACACGCAGAGUGGACUUCCUCUCGCGUACCUAUUUCUCGACCCGACUGAGGAGAAGAAGGACGAGCACAUCGCCAAUCUUCGUCCUGUCGCUGCGAAAUAUAAGGGCAAGGUCAACUUCGUCUGGGCUGACGCAAUCAAGUUCGGUGAUCACGCCAAGGCCCUUAACCUCACUGAAAUCAAAUGGCCGGGCUUCGUUCUUCACGACUUCUCCAAAGCACUUAAGUACCCGAUCAGCCAAUCUCAGGAGCUCACCACCGAGAAGAUCGACGACUGGGUCUCGAAGUAUCUUGAUGGUCAACUCCAGCCUGUGUUGAGGAGCGAGGCGAUCCCAGCAGAACAGACCGAGGCUGUGUAUACGGUUGUAGGCAAGACGUUUGAUGAGGUCGUACUUGAUGACUCGAAGGAUGUGUUCAUCGAGUUCUACGCACCGUGGUGUGGUCACUGCAAGCAUCUCAAGCCGAUCUGGGAUUCGCUUGGUGAACGUUAUGCAAAUAUCAAAGACAAGCUCUUGAUUGCAAAGAUGGAUGCGACAGAGAACGACCUCCCAUCAUCCGUCGACUUCCGCGUCGCCGUGUUCCCAACACUUAAGUUCAAACCUGCAAGUUCAAAAGAGUUCCUUGACUUCAACGGUGACCACUCACUCGAGUCACUCACCGAGUUCAUCGAAGAGCAUGCGAAGAACAGGCUCGGAUACGAUCCUGCCGCGGAAGUCUCUGGUGCUUCUUCGACUGCCUCGCACGAUGCGACGUCUGAGCUGAGAGACGCACACGAUGAGCUUUAGGUAACCAGGUAAAUUCCUACCAUGCCGCAUAUCCAGUGGUUCUAUUCGGAUUUCUUUUUGUAACGAAG